Messenger RNA from Doryrhamphus excisus (bluestripe pipefish), 4384 nucleotides. RefSeq names its product voltage-dependent calcium channel gamma-4 subunit-like. The record is from RefSeq and is a predicted model, not a curated record. Gene Ontology annotation, cellular component: postsynaptic density membrane; AMPA glutamate receptor complex; voltage-gated calcium channel complex. Gene Ontology annotation, molecular function: voltage-gated calcium channel activity; channel regulator activity. Lineage: Eukaryota; Metazoa; Chordata; Actinopteri; Syngnathiformes; Syngnathidae. Gene Ontology annotation, biological process: neurotransmitter receptor internalization; calcium ion transmembrane transport; positive regulation of synaptic transmission, glutamatergic.
GGUCAUCUUUCCGUUUUCCUUUCAUCUGUGAAAACAAAACCAAGCAGGGGACCUGAGUCAGCCAAGGCUGCUGCGUUCAUUAAAACAUAUCAUAUGUGAGUCCUGGUUGCAGCAAAGAUUCUUUUUUUUUGUAGGCUUGGAGAUUUGCAUGCUGCUCUGACUUCAAAGUGGUCAGAAUGGGUGUUAUGAUUUUUUUUUUCAAAGAAAUAUGAUCAUUUUUGUGGUGGAGAUACAGAUUCGGUGUGAAAUCUCUGUAAUCUCCCCAUCAGCUGUCUUUUCUCCCUCAUUUUUAGCACCCAUGUUCUUUUUCUUUAUUCAUAAUGAGAAACUAAAAAGGUGGAGAAUGUUGAGAUACUUCCUGCUCAUCUUGUUUCUGAUUGGCUGAGCCUCAGUGAUGGGGGGUGUGGUUUGGAUGCUCCUUCUUGUGGCGCUGUCAUACAAGGCAGAUAUGGUCUUCAUCGGGGCUCUUUUUUUGGAGGGGGGGAGGCGGGGUUCUUCCACCUGUAGCAGCUAGAAGGAAUGUCCACGCAACUCCAGAUGGAAAAGAAUGAUGCUCACGUCAAUACUACAGUAAUGAACUUCUGAUGAAAGUUUUGCUAGAUGAUGGAGCACAAAGUUAGAAAAGUCAUAACGAUGACUAUCCAACGGAGCGUUUUUUGAGGGGUUUUGUUUUUGUAUCCACGCAUGAUGUGCGGCGAUGGCGUGGUGUGACCGUGGGCUUCAGACUCUCCUGGCUAUCGUGGGUGCCUUCGCCGCCUUCAGCCUCAUGAGCAUCGCCAUUGGAACCGACUAUUGGCUCUACUCCAGGGCGUACAUCUGCAACGCCACCAACAUCAGCACGGAUGAGAGCCACAUGCAAACCAAGAAAGUCAAAGGCGACCUCACUCACUCUGGGCUGUGGAGGAUCUGCUGCAUAGAAGGUAUUAACAGAGGAAGCUGUUUUCGAAUCAAUCACUUCCCGGAAGAUAACGACUAUGACACGGACAGCUCUGAGUACAUCUUACGUAUUGUGCGUGCAUCCAGUCUCUUCCCCAUUCUCAGCACCAUCCUGUUGAUGCUGGGCGGCCUGUGUGUUGGCGUUGGACGCAUAUACAGUCGGAAGAACAACAUCCUGCUCAGUGCUGGCAUUCUCUUUGUGGCUGCAGGCCUAAGCAACAUCAUCGGCAUCAUCGUUUACAUCUCCAGUAACGCCGGUGAUCCGAGUGACAAGAAAGACGAGGACAAGAAGAACCAGUACAACUAUGGUUGGUCUUUCUACUUCGGCGCCCUUUCCUUCAUCGUGGCAGAAUCCGUGGGAGUCCUCGCGGUCAACAUAUACAUUGAGAAAAACAAAGAGACGCGCUGCCGAGCCAAGCGCAACUUCAUCAAAUCCACCACCUCGUCUUCGCCUUACACUCGUAUCCCGAGUUACCACCACAGACGGAGGCGCUCGCGGUCCAGCUCAAGGUCGUCGGAUCCAUCACGUGAGCCCUCCCCAGGAGGGGCGAAAUUGGGGAGAGGAAGGGUUGGGGAGGCGCGGCUGGGGAUGGGUUUGCAGAUGGGAGACAUAUCCCUGUACUCCAUGAGCAGGGACCCUUUGAAGGGGGGAGGGCACUACAGUCCUGAGAGGGACUUCUUACAAGUCCACAACUGCUUCCAGAAAGAUGUGCAAGAUGGCAGCAACAGGAGGACCACACCUGUUUGAGUCUUGUGGUUGUACUUGAUCAUCCUGAUAGAGGGUCUUGAAGUUGGGUGUACAUUGUACUGAUUUAUUUCGAGUGAAGUACUCACAAUGUACUGACUGGACCAACUGACUGAUAUGAAAUGUUACACUGUAUCCGUGUGUUGUUGCUUUUCCACUUAAAUCCAGAAGAUGGCAAUAGUGCACAUUUGCUGUCCAAUGAUUACCCAUUCUCAAACCAUUGACGAUGAAGAAGAUAUUUUUGCCACAAACAACUUUAUUUCCCUGAUUGUGUGCCUUGCUACGUGCCGAAAGGAAGGAAAAAGGCAUACAGUAUGUGCAUAGAGAAAUACAACACCAUUGAUUGUUUAUGCACCAGGGGAAACGCUUUGCACCAUUGUUGCAACGGGUAGAAGCUAAAUUUAAUCAUAAUUAAGAACAUCGCACAAAUAACAUUGGCCAUCAAGACUGAAAUCAUGACGGUAACCUCCAUGACAGUGAGGGAGGAGGGGAGGAAGUAGCCACAUGAACAACACGGUCAUACUGUGCAAUGAGUUAUUUCUUGAAUUCAGUAGUAACUUCUUUAUCUUUGGCUCCAUGGUGGGUUAUUUUGUAGACAUACUCAAAUAAAGUAGAGGCUUGUGGUGUAACUGUCUUAGUUAGCAAACAACUCCUGAUGAUGUCAAAGAUGUGCGACGGAACUUGGGGAUACUGACUUUGGAGUGGAAGUUGAGAAGAUGCUAACAGACUUGUUUUAUAUAAAAAAAAGACUUUAGGAACACAUUUGGACAGUUUAUACUCGACAAGACUGCCAAAAAUUUUGACAAAAACCAUCCAUACAUUUUCUAUACCGCUUACCCUCAUGAGAGUCGUGGGCAUGCUGGAGCCUAUCCCAGCUGUCUUUGGGCGAAAGGCGGGGUACACCCUGGACUGGUCGCCACCUAGACAAACAACCAUUCACACUCACAUUCAUACCUAUGGACAAUUUGUCCUCGCCAAUUAACCUAGCAUUUUUUUGGAACGUGGGAGGUAACCGAAGUACCUAAAGAAAACCCACGCAUGCACGGGGAGAACAUGCAAACUCCACAGAGAUGCCCGAGCAAACUAACCCUAGCUGUGUGGCCCGCGAGCUAACCACUUCUCCACUGUGCAGCUGUCAAAAAACCAAUACAAAAACUGUGUCGUGGUUCCGAUGUUCCACUGUAUGUAAAACAGUGUGUAACAGUGUGUAAAACCUAAAUGAGGCAAAUGUAUGUCCAAAAGUGUUUACAAAAGUUUACAAGAAUCUUUGAUCUGAUCUAGGAUGUGUGUGUACCUUAACACCGCUGGUGCUAUACCUGUUCAGAUACUGUAAUACUGAAAUUGUUCAAGUGCCAGUACAAUAGUACAGUUCUCCUACAGUAUAUUUAACCCCCAAAAUGCUAUUGAAAUGCAUACUGUAUUAUUUCCAUGUGAUUUUUUUUUAGCUAUCCUCUUUUCUGUACAAUAGCCUACUAAAUUAAUGUGAUUUCUUGCUCGUCAGCAUCACAUGAUUACAGCAUGUGGAAUGUACAUAUCAGCUCUGAAACACUGCCACUCGGACACACAUAACGUGUGUGUCACCUGUUAAUAGAACAUGCCAGGGUGUAAUGUGUCCUGUAUGUGCUUAUGCAGCUCAGCUUAAAUCGUUGUGUUUGUUUGGUCAGGGAUGUUGUAGAGGACAAAUUAUAGUUUAUCGCUGUCCGAGGAGAAACAAGUAUCUUCAUAUUUUGGGAGGGUUUUUUUUGUUUUGAUGUGAAAAACCUUUCUUGGGAAAGCAUGAUGGUUCACAUGUAGGUUCCAUUUCUGUGGGGACUCAGGCCUCAUCCUUAUUAUUUCAAUGCAUUUGUACAAAUAAAGGCCUUACCUUACCCCGAGUAGAUGCUUAAACCAGACUGUUAUAACGGUGUGUACAAUAUUAACACAACUAUUGAUUAUAAAAUCACUGCCUUUGUGCCAUGAUUGUUUUUUUUCCCAAUUGUGCGCUGUACUUAUAUGCCGCUAUAUGAACAAAAUUAUUGCAUGAUGGCCUUUUUAUUCAAAUACUUUGAUGUCAUUGAAUUAUAUUUAACGCAAUAUGUUUGUAUUUGUAGUUCAUUGGUCAUGUCAUACAAAUAAAAGGGAUUCAUUGUAACAUACACAAUUUUUCCAGAGGUCGUGUUUGUCCAAGCACAAGGUCUUAAAGUGACAGUGCACGAACUAACUGAAUGCUCAACUGAACUACUGGGCUGCUGAAUACGCACUCUCCCACAUCUCCCAUGUGUCAUCACAUGUGCUGAAAUAAAACGGGUGUUUUCUGUGUGCAAUGACUCAUUCAUGCUAUCGAAUAGUUUGCCCAGUCUGGGAUCGCUUUAGCUCAACCUUGUUGACAAGUAUCAUGGCGGUUGCUUGAGAGUCUUUUGCACCUUGAAUUAGAAUGGACUUAUUUUGAGUGUGCAUGCAUGUGUGCAUGUAUGCCAAACUGGUCUUAUGACCUUGUUUCCCCCCCGUGGAGCUCUCUCCUCUGUCCAUCCGUCAAAGCCGUUACGCUCAGCCAUGGAUCUACUCUGAUAUUUUCAUCCACAAUAAAGCUUGUGCCCUAAUCUCUCCGUUGUGUCCAGUUAAAUAUCUUCUCCAGUAAUUGACAAGAGAUUGGCAGGGUCACUCAUGCACUCACAUAGCCAGCAUGUUUGUGAGAAUGAGCUUUAGAAGGACAGAGAAAAAACA